This is a messenger RNA of Dermatophagoides farinae (American house dust mite), 1217 nucleotides long. RefSeq names its product ras-related GTP-binding protein A. Gene Ontology annotation, biological process: cellular response to starvation; positive regulation of TORC1 signaling; negative regulation of autophagy. NCBI's taxonomy places the organism in Eukaryota, Metazoa, Arthropoda, Arachnida, Sarcoptiformes, Pyroglyphidae. Gene Ontology annotation, molecular function: GTPase activity; GTP binding. Gene Ontology annotation, cellular component: lysosome; nucleus; Gtr1-Gtr2 GTPase complex. The record is from RefSeq and is a predicted model, not a curated record.
UCCCAAUUUUUCAUCAAGUUUACUGAAAAAGUUGACGACUGUUCAAAUUGCAUAAUCAUCUUUUCAUCCACAUAAGACAAAAAAACAUUGGAAUUUUUGUGUUUUAUAUAAUUAUUAAUCUUUUUGUGCCCAACAAACUCCAGCUAGCAUACGAACAAAUAAUAAUAAUAUGAAGAAAAAGGUUUUAUUGAUGGGCAAAAGUGGCUCAGGAAAAACCAGUAUGCGAUCAAUAAUUUUUGCCAAUUAUAUUGCCCGUGAUACACGACGAUUAGGUGCUACAAUUGAUGUCGAACAUUCACAUGUUCGAUUUCUAGGCAAUCUGGUACUCAAUAUUUGGGAUUGUGGUGGUCAAGAAGCAUUCAUGGAAAAUUAUUUUGCAUCACAACGAGAGAAUAUUUUCAAAAAUGUUGAAGUUUUAAUCUACUUAUUCGACGUGGAAUCAAGAGAAAUUGAAAAAGAUGUUCGAUACUAUCAAAAUUGUUUAGAAGGAAUAAUGGAAUAUUCACAUAAUACCAAAGUAUUCUGUUUAAUUCAUAAAAUGGAUCUUAUACCUGAUGAUCAACGUGAUAUUAUAUUCAAAGAUCGAGAAAUUUAUCUGAAAAAAAUGUCCCAGCCACUUGAAUGUAUUUGUUUUCGAACUUCAAUCUGGGAUGAAACAUUGUAUCAAGCUUGGUCCGCUAUCGUUUAUUCAUUAGUGCCAAAUGUUGAAGAUCUUGAAAAUCAAUUACGAAUUUUUGCGAAUAUAAUCGAAGCUGAUGAAGUAUUAUUGUUUGAAAGGGCUACAUUUUUGGUUAUUUGUUAUUGUGAACGACAACGUCAUGCUGAUAUAAAUCGAUUUGAAAAAGUUUCAAACAUAAUCAAACAAUUUAAAUUAAGCUGCAGUAAAUCUACCGCACAAUUUCAAUCUAUGGAGGUGAAAAAUUCUAAAUUUUCUGCAUUCAUCGAUGAAUUUACACCAAAUACAUAUGUGAUGGUCAUUAUGUCUGAUCCAUCGAUUCCAUCAGAAGCAACAUUGACCAAUAUUAAAAAUUCACGAAAACAUUUUGAAAAAUUGGAAGGCGUCAAACAUUUAUCAUCACAAUCGACAAGCACUACUUAUAGUAAUCAUUGAAUAAUAAUCUAGUCACAUUGGAUGGACUAAACCUUAAAAAUCUGACAUAUAUGAUGAUAUAUUUAUUUGUUAUUAUUAUUAUUAUUAUUAUUAUACCAACUUUUAU